UUUCUUUGACGCAGAUUAAGUAUGCACCCUGCGGUUCUAGCUUUUUUACUGUCUCAAAAAGUCAAAAUAUUUAAUUAAAACAAACGGAACUUAAAAUGAGUAGGGAAAGAUUUGUGAAACUAUUUUGUUUUUUAUUAUUAUCAUUUACUUUUAACUUUACUCAUACAAAGGCAGAGGAAAAAGAUUUUGAAUUAUCAAAUGCGUUCAGGGAUGUUGAAAAUCACGGUGCCAUCUCCGCAGAUGUUUGCAAUUCAACAAAAGACUGUAAUUUCUUGGGACAAUGCAUCAAUAUUGCAGGAGAAAAUAUUUGCGAUUGUUAUUACAAUGGAUUGAGCGGUAAGAACUGUGAGAUAAUUGAUGAAUGUUUUCAAAACAGUGGUAUGUGCGGCGCAGAUGGGGACGCCGAUUGUUCGUUCCACAUGAUGAAAAAGAAAGCCUACUGCAAAUGCAAAGAAGAAGGUCAAAGAUUUGAUGAACCAACGAAGAAAUGCGUGCCACAAAAGAAAUGCACAAAUCAUAAAGAAUGCCACAAUGGUGCUGUUUGCGAAGAAAGAGAAGGAGAUGAGAAAUAUUGUUCUUGUGAAUAUGGAACGAGCGGAGAUUUCUGCGACAUCAUCCAAGAGUGUGUCGACAAUCCUAAUCUGUGCGGUGAUGCGGAAUGCAGGUACAAUACUCUACUUCGACGUGCAUUCUGUUAUUGCGACGACAUCAACCAAAGGUUCGACUGGUCAUCGAAAAGCUGCGUUAAUCGAA
This is a messenger RNA of Parasteatoda tepidariorum (common house spider), 753 nucleotides long. The record is from RefSeq and is a predicted model, not a curated record. Lineage: Eukaryota; Metazoa; Arthropoda; Arachnida; Araneae; Theridiidae.